AUGUCUUUUGAAUGCAACGCAACUUGCAACGACACUCACUCAACCAACACUGCCGCGACUUGCAAAGAAGAAAGCUUCUGCGGAACAAAGACAACGGACUUCUCCAUCGAAGGCCUGCUAGGAAAGCGCGCGUCCGUCAAGUCUGGACCGGUCCGUCAAGUGUCAACGACAAACCCCACAGAAGACACGGAACCUUUGGUGACGUGCCGAGAGCUUCCAAGCUCUGAGCGAGAUGGGCUUAAAUGGCUGAGGUGCACCCGCUACGAACCGCCAAAACUGCCAAGUAAGUGGCGCAGAGAUGGCCCUAAACGACGCUAUCCAGACAGAAGUCCUCGCGUCCCUUUCACACCACGGCAGGUGUCUGCGCUGGAAGAACAUUUCCGAAACACCCGCUACCUCAGUGGAGCUCAAGUGAGGAAUCUCGCUCACCUCCUCUGCCUCACAGAAAUGAGGGUCAAAAUCUGGUUCCAAAACCGUAGAGCUCGGGAGAAGAGGGAACGAAGAUGCUUGGGACAAAUAGAAGAUUGCGCCACCGCUCCUCAAGAUCAUCUGCCACUGCUGACGGGCCACCGCCUAAUGGAAUCGUCUUCGUCGAGCACAUCAUUGCAGACGACGUCGAAAGCCUCGGACAUUCCAUAUUUGCUCAGGAUACCAAUUCCCACUCAUCACCCUCAGAUCCACAGCCAAGCGUCUAAUACGUCACUUCCUGGUACAACGACAUCUCCAUUACCGUCAUUUCCGUUUCAACAUCUGCAUUCCAUGUGCGCUAGGCUGAUGAAUAAUAAUUAAAACAAAAUUGGCUCUA
Messenger RNA from Ornithodoros turicata, 805 nucleotides. Its product is annotated as homeobox protein MSH-D-like. Gene Ontology annotation, biological process: cell differentiation; regulation of transcription by RNA polymerase II. Gene Ontology annotation, molecular function: RNA polymerase II cis-regulatory region sequence-specific DNA binding; DNA-binding transcription factor activity, RNA polymerase II-specific. Gene Ontology annotation, cellular component: nucleus. Bases 1 to 789 code for a protein of 262 amino acids. The transcript has 3 exons. The record is from RefSeq and is a predicted model, not a curated record. NCBI's taxonomy places the organism in Eukaryota, Metazoa, Arthropoda, Arachnida, Ixodida, Argasidae.